Messenger RNA from Chrysoperla carnea, 4049 nucleotides. RefSeq lists its product as uncharacterized. The record is from RefSeq and is a predicted model, not a curated record. Lineage: Eukaryota; Metazoa; Arthropoda; Insecta; Neuroptera; Chrysopidae. The transcript is spliced from 8 exons. Bases 439 to 2934 code for a protein of 831 amino acids. Gene Ontology annotation, biological process: monocarboxylic acid transport; transmembrane transport. Gene Ontology annotation, molecular function: monocarboxylic acid transmembrane transporter activity.
GUGACUUUCGGCGUGUGUACAUUAUCUCUGUUCAAAAUAAGUAAACAAACGAUAUCUUGUGAACCCCCCAGCGAAGAAAAACAGUGCCGUGAAGUGCUCCCCAGUUCCAGUGAGGAAAUAAAAUCACGUUUCAUUUAAAUGUAUUAUCGAUAUGUUGGGUUUGUCACUAAUAACAACAGUACGACAUUAUCAUAAUAAUAUUUACCAAUUAUCAUCAACAAUUGAUGAAAAUUAUCACGAGAAAAGUGAUCAUCGAUAUUUAUAUGCUGUGGAUAAACCAAGUUUAAUUCAAAAUAAAACCUAUAACGUUAAUUAACCUACAAAAAAACAAACACCCUUAAGUGAAUACUUUACGUUAUUGAAAUAAAAAGAGUACAGUUCUUUUCAUAAGUGAUAAAAAGUUUAUAAUAAAAAAGUGCCAAAAACAAAAUCGUAAUCAUGUCUCGAAUGUCGUUAAGUAAAACAUCACUCCGUAGUUCGAUGUCGAAUCCUCGAAUUCGUAAAAUUAGUAGGACGGAAUCAGAAUGUUCAUGCGAGGAAGCACAACGUUUAACAGACGGUGUAGGUGCAGGUGAUGGAGCCUCGGCCGGUGGGGGUGGGGGUGAUGAUGAAGAUGUCCUAUCGUAUUGUGAUUAUCAUGAUUUUCCACCACCGCCCGACGGUGGCUACGGCUGGGUGAUUGUGUUUGCAUCAUUUAUAUGUAACAUGAUCGUGGAUGGUAUUGCGUACACCUUUGGUGUGUUCUUAAAUGAGUUCGUGGUAUACUAUGGUGAGGGGAAAGGACAAGUCGCAUGGGUUGGAAGUUUAUUAUCGGGAAUGUAUUUAAGUGCGGGUCCAGUUGUAUCGGCGCUUACGAAUAAAUUUGGAUGUCGUGCUGUUUGUAUGGCGGGGAGUGUAAUAUCAACAGUAGCCUUUGUAUUAUCAAUAUUUUCACCAACUGUUAAUAUGUUGAUGUUAACGUAUGGUGUAAUGGGAGGUAUUGGAUUUGGUUUAAUCUAUUUACCAGCGGUGGUAUGUGUGGGCUACUAUUUCGAAACAAAACGUUCCUUAGCAACUGGUAUCGCUGUAUGUGGUUCCGGAUUUGGAACAUUCGCCUUUGCUCCCCUAGCCACAUAUUUAUUAGAAGAAUAUGGAUGGAAAGGUUCAAAUUUAAUUUUAGCUGGUUUAAUAUUAAAUUGUGCCAUUUGUGGGGCGUUAAUGCGUCCCUUAGAAUAUCCAAAAGUUCCGAGUGUAAAACCAUUGUUACAACGGAUGGCCGAAGAGAAACGGUUUCAAAUGGAGCGAGGAAGUAUUGGGGGAUCAUAUUUUAUGGUACAAUUGCCGGAUGGCAGCAUGGAGAAACGAAUGAAAAUGCCCAUAAAUAUCGAUCCCGGUGUACACUCUAGUUUUAAUUUAGAUCAAUUAGUACCUGGUACACCGUUAACGCCCAUACCAACUGUUCCAACAUUACCCACAAUCUCCGAGGUGAAAGUACAAGAGCAGAGUGGUAGUAGUUCUGGCAACAGUGUAAAUGAUUCACAAAAUAAACAACGUCGUCCAAAUCCACGUAUUGCUGAACUACAGCGAAAUGAAGGAAAAAUGGAGACCAGUGCCAGUGAUAAAGAUUUGGAGAGUAAAAAUAAUGAAACGGAAUUUACACAAGUACAAAGAGGAAACUUGCCACGAAAUGUUUCGUCCCCAGCAUUUACAUCACAUCAUCAAGGUUUGCCCAAAAAUGGUUCAGUACCAUUUUUUGAUCGGAUGCGUAAAACUUCAGUUGGUGAACGGUAUCGUCCAACAUUGGGAGCGAUACAAUCGAAAUCUCGAGGAAAUGUUAAUGGUGAUGUACGAAAAAGUUUGCAUUUACGAUUAUCGACAUCGUCAUUUACGGGCAGUAAAAAUAAUAACGCUGAUGAUAUGGACAAUGAUAAUAUGUCAUUUACUGCCUCAAGAUCUUCAAUUCCACGUCCAAUGAUGGUACGUCCAUUAUCCCGCAAGGAUAUCUUUUAUUCAGGCUCCGUUGUGCAUUUACCUGAAUAUCAAUCGCAAAAAUCUUUAACGAAUUAUCGUCAGAGUCAAUUGUCAAUAGGACCACGUGGAUCUGCACGUGGUGACGGGGAUGUUGAAAAAGCAGAACAAUAUGACCUAUGUCCAUGUUUUGUAUUACCUGAAAGUUUUAAAAGUGCUUUAGCCGCCAUGAUGGAUUUUUCAUUGCUCAAAGAUCCCGUAUUUAUGUUUAUUGCGGUCUCAAAUAUUUUUGGAAUGGCGGGUCUUUAUGUACCUUUUGUUUAUCUUGUGGAUGCAGCAAUACAAUCUGGAAUUGAACCAAAUUCUGCAUCAUUUUUAAUAUCAAUAAUUGGUAUAACAAAUACUGUGGGUCGUAUUGCAUGCGGAUAUUUUGCUGAUUUUCCAUGGGUAAAUUCAUUAUUGCUCAAUAAUAUAUGUCUUGUUAUAUCUACUGUUGCCGUUUCUGCUACGCCUUUUUGCCAAUCGUAUGUAUCGUAUAUAAUAAUGUCGAUAUUUUUUGGUAUUGCUGUUUCCGGUUACAUAUCUCUUACAUCAAUUAUUCUAGUCGACCUAUUGGGUCUUGAUAAAUUAACCAAUGCCUUUGGAUUAUUAAUAUUAUUCCGUGGUGCCGCUGCCAUAGUAGGUUCUCCAUUAGCAGGGGCUGUUUACGAUGCAACCAAAUCCUACGACAUACCAUUCUUUAUGGCUGGAUUCUUGUUUUUCCUAUCAGCGGUCAGCAGCUUUUUAGCACCAUGUAUGAAACGUUUCGUGAAAAAGGGUGAACCGCCAGUGACAUUAGACGCGCUCACCCCCAUCGAUGAAGAUGAAGAGGAAGAAGAUGGUCCUAUCACAAUUGGACGACAAAUUCCUGAAAUUGAUGUAACAGCUGCCAGUCCAAUGAAUCCAAAUAGUGCACACGAAAUUAAACAAAUUGAAUCAGUUUUGUAAAGCUAGUAUAGUGCUCUGCGUGUCUAGUGUUUUGUUAUUGUGCGCGUGCGUGUAUAAAACGUGUAUUUUAGUAAUUUAUCCAAUGAACGAGUCGAUGACAUGUAAACCCAUGUACCUCCACUUUCACGCUUGAAGUUGAUUCUUGUCAAAAUAAGCUUUGAACGCGAAAGUGGAUGCCAAAAACAUUUAUUCACUGGAUUAAAUUGUUGUAUAAUUAAAAAAAACACUUGAACAUUGUUUUUGUUUUCGAAAACGCGAAUAAAAACUGUGGAUUAAAACUAAAUAUAGCACAACAAUAAUUUUGAAAAUUUUGUAUGAAUUUAUGAAAAAAGUCCUUUAAAAGGAUUUCAAAUACUUUAAGGUUUAAUUUUUAAUAAGAACUGGGGUGAAAAUAUGUUGGUCAAACCAAACAUUUACAAAGAUUUUAAGUUUUUCUUUUUUUUUAAAUGUCGGAGUUUUAUGUGUCGUUAAUUGUUAUCGAAUGAUUUUUUUAGACAACUUCAGGUCUCUCUGUUUAUAAUAAAUACCAAAUAUUUCUUAAAAUUCUGGAAGAAGAAUGUCGAUUAGCCAUGAAAACGAGACAUCCAGUUUAAAAUUUACCUUAUAAAUGCCACACGAUCAAAAUUGAAUUAAUUUUUAUGGCAGGAGAGAGCGCAAAAAUAAUAUUCCAGAAGAUUCCAGAAAUUCCAGAUUCUUAGACGGAAUUAUUAGUGUGUCUUACUAAAGAUAAUUACUAUUUCAUGGCUAGUGAAACCAUUAACUAGAGAUAUCCCACGGGAUGUUUCUCUCUCUCAUACUAUUUUUGUUAUAGAUAUAAGCCCUCAUACAUAAUUUUGAUGCAUAAGUUUCGAUUUUAAUCCGAAUAAAAUUGGCCUACCGAAAAAAAUUUUAACAAAAUUAUUGAUUAAAAUCGAAAAAAAUACAGUUUAAGAAAUUUCGUGUAAGACAUUUGAAAAAAACUAAAAUAACGAAACGUAGACGAUAGAUAAAAUAAAGAUAAAUAAAUAAUCCAGGCCGUAGCAACGGUUUUGUGGACACUGAAAUGUUUACUCGAGAUAUAGAUAAUCUCCCAUCGGCUUAUUGAAAAAUUUCUCAAUGUAGGAAAACUACAACUU